Molecule: messenger RNA, 1973 nt
Organism: Puntigrus tetrazona (Sumatra barb)
Lineage: Eukaryota; Metazoa; Chordata; Actinopteri; Cypriniformes; Cyprinidae
Exons: 5
Coding region: 220-1581 (453 amino acids)
Source: RefSeq, a predicted model, not a curated record
ACAUGCAUCGAAACCGUAAACAUCACCUGACAACUACCUGCGUGACGUCAGCCCCAACGCGUGCUGAUAGGUGCUUCCAAAAUGGGCGUCUUUAACGUCGUCUACACGUCCAAGGUUCCUCAAAAAAAAGUUCCUCAAAGGUUGCACAUACAGUCGGUCAGCGCUGGAGAUUGAACCAACAUCGCAGAGUGCGAGAAAUAGUAAGACAAACACGUCAAAAUGGAAUCCAUUUCGACUGACCAGAAUACACAGCCCACCCCUCAGCUGCUCUCAAUGGGAGAAAAGGAUAGUAAAAGGCUGCUGGAGGUGUAUGUAAAGCGAAGUCUCAGUCUUAACGAUGGAUCGCAAUGUCCUCUGAGGCAUGAGCAAAGAUCACGCAAAUGGGUUGCCCUCACAGAGCGCAAGCCUAGAAGUCGUAAACAUUCCAGCGACACAUCUCUGAACUUGACUUCACAAGCCUCCGUCUCAGAUGAAGACAUUAGAUACGAGCCUGUCUCUGAACCACCAAUGGAUAAAAAGGAGACGCCGUCUGAGAAGAAACACAAAAAGUGGAGAGUUAAAGGGAGUCUGCGCCGCAACGAUGGCUCUAAUGCAUCACAAAAGUCCAACAGCAAACCCAAGAAGAAGUUUCUACUUUUGGGCAAGGAGGAAGGUGGGAGAAGCACUGAUGCUUUAUCCCCACAAACAAGUACAGCUACUGAUGGAAAUAUGCAUUUAAAUGUGCAAGAAAAUUUGGAGAAUUCCUCAAUGGAAAAGAAGGACAGAGAAGGCAAGAAGACAAAGAAACCAACUGUAUGGAAGAGUUUCUUGAACUGGUUUUCCAAAGGAAACAGUGAAAAGGAGCAAGAUCAUCAGAGAACCGAAGAACAGCUCCCUCUUUCCCAUCCCUCAACACCCCAAAUCUCUUGUUUGCCUUUAGCUGACACCCUAUCAAAGAGCGAUGUCAACCUGCGCCGUUCAAAAUCUUCAAAAAAGAAAUCGUUGCACAGGAGAUCAUUAAAAUGGAGACGGAAUGAAGAUACCGCCACUGAAAGAUCUGUUGGGACAGUGGGGCCCACUAACUCAUACUAUGAGAAAAUGUCAGAGGAACUGGAGAAAAUUGUUCAUGAAGUGAAAGACAGUCCAACCGAUGACAGUGCCACUCAAAUAACAGACCAGGAUGGUGGUGUAAAUGUCUCGCAAGAAGAGGUUAUCAGGAAAAUCAUAGAACAUAUAAAACAGCAAGGAGACUUAAUAAAUAUCAAGCUGAAAGAGAACAGCACCGUAACCGCUUUUCUGAAUGGAAUCACCUAUAGAUCCUUCCAGCAAAUGGCAGAUCAGUACGUGCAGUCAGAAGUUCCCAGUAAUAAAACCCAGCCGCCUGUCGUAGCACCAGAGCUGGUGAAGUUUGCCUUCACUCUGGAUUUCACAGCCAGAGUUGCUAAUCUACACCGCCAAGCCACAGGCCAAAUCAUGGGCUUCGGGAACCAGUAUCUCCAAGAGCGCUUCACUCACAUGAGCGAAAACCAUCCGCAUCUCUUUGAUAUUAAAGCGGAGGAUUGGAAAACACAGAACUCUGAACAAGAAUUCAUUAGUUUGUAGAAGCAUGAGCUUCUAGUUGACACAGUUUUACUGUCGGAUUUACCUUUGAAAUGUAGCAAUGCAAAACAAGCCACAGAAGGAUUUUAAAAUAGUUUUUCGUUUCAAUUUGCACAAUAACACACCAGAAAGAACUGGGAUGGUAAUAUCAGAAAACAUUACUGUGAAAUGUUAUGUAGUUUUACGUCAUAAAAACCCUGAAUGAAGUUUAGAUUAGUAAUGUAUUUGCACAUUAAUGUUUUAUAUACAUUUUUCUGUCCAUAAAUUAUAACUACAAUUUAUAAGCUUUACACGCUAAACAUAAAUAUUUUAGAUAUGUUCCAACUGUAUAUGCAGGCAUAUGCAGAAUGUUUAAUAAUAAAUAUGAAAUACAUUGAAUAAACACAUUUUGUCAA